This is a messenger RNA of Ricinus communis (castor bean), 1914 nucleotides long. Its product is annotated as plant intracellular Ras-group-related LRR protein 3. Gene Ontology annotation, molecular function: protein binding. The transcript has 3 exons. Bases 262 to 1632 code for a protein of 456 amino acids. The record is from RefSeq and is a predicted model, not a curated record. NCBI's taxonomy places the organism in Eukaryota, Viridiplantae, Streptophyta, Magnoliopsida, Malpighiales, Euphorbiaceae.
UUAGAGUCAAAAGUUCAAAGGACCAAUUUUUCCAAUGUAAAUAACAGAAGACAGUGCAACUCAACAAAUCAUACUCUAGAAACGCUCUAGAAUAAUCCGCCAAGGUUCAUUGUCUUCCCUCAGUUCAUCUCUUUCUCGCGAGUCUCGACUGUAUUGUAGUAUAGCCCACAUAUUAAUCUGAAUCUUGAUCUCAUUUUCACUUAAUUUCUUUCAAGUUUUCAAGAUUUCUCUUCUUAAUUCUUGAAUCUCGGUUUUCAACAAAUGGAUCAAGAAUUUCCAAUCCUCUCCUAUCUUUUGUCUCAACUUGAUCCCAACUCUCACCCACCACUUCCUCAAGUAAUUUAUCAGAAUCUGAUAACCCAGUUCCCUCAGUUAAACAACCCAAAAGUCAUUUCGUCGCUAACCCAAUCCAUCCCUUCAACUAUCAUCCAAUCCCUCUUCCUUCUCAAAGCACUCGGUCCUAGACCUGACCCAGAUGCUGUUUCCACUGCAAGAAUCAAGAUUCAAGAAUUGGGUGAAACUGGAAAGGAGGUGGAGAUAUACAAGGCAGUGGUGAGAAUGGAAGAGAUGCAUAAUGAGUAUGAAAGGCAGUUGAGGGAAGUCGAGGAAAGACUUUCUGGGGUUUAUAAGAAUGUUGUUGGUGAGUUUGAGGAUGUUAAAGUGAAUGAAGAGGUUGUUUCUAUAUUGAAACAAGUGGAGAGUGGUUCUGUUGUUGAAAGAGUUGAUCUUUCUGGUAGACAGUUGAAGUUAUUGCCUGAGGCGUUUGGGAAGCUUCAUGGAUUGGUUUUACUUAAUCUUUCUCGUAAUCAACUUGAGGUCCUUCCAGAUUCAAUUGCAGGGCUUCAGAAACUUGAGGAGCUUGAUGUUUCUUCCAAUCUUUUACUGUCACUGCCUGACUCUAUUGGAUUGUUGCGGACUCUUAAGGUCCUAAAUGUAUCGGGGAACAAGUUGAACUAUCUCCCUGAGAGCAUUGCCCUUUGCAGUUCACUGGUGGAGUUGGAUGCAAGCUUUAACAACUUAGUGUCUUUGCCGACAAAUAUUGGGUAUGGGCUGACAAAUCUUGAAAGGCUUUCAAUUCAGCUGAAUAAGAUUCAUAUCCUUCCACCAUCUAUUUGUGAAAUGAAGUCUUUGAGGUAUUUGGAUGUUCAUUUCAAUGAGCUUCAUGGCCUGCCAUAUGCAAUUGGGAGAUUGACAAAUCUUGAGGUCCUGGAUUUGAGCAGUAAUUUUAGUGACCUAACUGAGCUUCCUGAAACUGUUGGUGAUCUAGCUAACCUGAGGGAGCUCAAUCUGAGCAACAACCAAAUUCGAGCUCUUCCAGACACGUUUGGUAGGCUUGAAAAUUUGGCCAAUCUUAUCUUGGAUGAAAAUCCACUAGUAAUUCCUCCAAAGGAAAUAGUGAACAAGGGUGUUCAAGCUGUCAGGGAGUUCAUGCAGAAGAGGUGGCUGGAUAUGAUAGCUGAAGAACAACAGAGGAGAAUGCUCGAGGUAAAUCAGCAACAAUCUCAGACUGGAUGGCUGGCAUGGGGCAAUUCCUUGUUGAAUAACUUUGUUUCUGGGGUUUCUCAAAGUGUUUCAGGAUAUAUAGGAGGCACAAAGCCUCCCCAGGAUCCAUAUCUGGAUCAGCAGCUGUGAAUUUUAUCACAAUUUCUGGUUUUUGUAAAUUAAGAGAGUAUGCUCCUUUGCAGUAUCUAAAACUGUUGAGAUCGCAUUCAGUAACAUAGACUGAAUAUCAGCUUGUGCAGCUUGUGACUAUGUAUAUUAGCAAGCUAAGUGUGAUAGAUUUAGCCCUAGGGUACGUUUGGUACACCUUGGAAAUGGAUGUCUAGAACCAAGGAAUUCUAAAUCAAAUUUUUUUGAGAUAACUGGCAGUUGCAUGCAAAAUAGCAGGGGAAGAAAAUGGAAUUCAAUUGCAAA